AUACACUACUUUUCACUCUGCUGCCUGUCCCAAGGUGAGUCCAUGGACCAAGCGUUAAAACUGGGUUUCCUCAAACUUUGUUGCCAAUCAGCACUGGUUCGAGACUCUGUUCGAUUAUGGUUCAGUUUGCUAGAACCAAAUAAUUAUAACAGCUAUGACAUGAACACCUCUUGAAAAAUGAAGUGUAGCAACAUCAAGGAAAAAGAUGACAUGGGAUAAAGGACCUGGAGAGAAGCUACAGAAGUAGCAUCGAUCAAUCAAGGCGAAAACAAUUUUUGAAGCCCUAUGUGCCACUAGUGGGUAACUGUAGUUAAAGUAAGUUGAUUAACUAACUACAAAGACUACAGUGUAAAUUGUUCUUUUGCCAUUGGAAUAAUUCUUACCUGAAAAGAAGUCAGAGGUCGACUAAACAAAGAUUGUGUAUACAGUAACUAACAAAGUGUUGACUUUACUUUAUAUACACAAUACCUAUUCAAUGACUGCAAUUUCAAAGAAGCCUUAAGUUAGACGGGACUUAGUUGUACCGACCACCAUUGUAGUAUUACAAGUGAAUUUCCUCAUGAGUUAAUAUCGAGAUAAAAAAAAAUUAAUUAAUAUUACUUAUACAUUAGAUUACCAGAUUUUUAAUUAGGACUACAUUGAGUGAUACCAGUGCCACAAAUUUCCCGCAGAGCCGUUACCUUAUUUCAGUAAGAAUGUCGCAGCAGAAAAGUGUCUCUACAAAACGUACAUGUACUAAACAUGAAGGAAAACCAAAUAAGCUGAUGUAUUGCUUAUCUUGUAGUGAAAAGUUUUGCGAGAUUUGUGAGUCAGACGAUCACCAGGUACCAGACCACGAUGUAUCCACUAUUGAACUUGCACUGACUUUGAGAAUGAAAUCUAUGAAAGAAACAAUCAAAAUGGCAGUAGAGAAAAAAGAACGCUUGCAAGAUGCUACACGUAGGUGUCAAAGGAUAAUUCAAAAUACAGACGAAGAAGAAACCGUGGCAAUUGAGCUUAUUGAAAACCAUCGUCAAAACUUAAAAGUUGCUGUUGAUGAAGCUUGUGAUAAAUUGAUUACUGAAUUAAAUAUCGCGAAGAAAAAUAAAGUCCAAUCCGUGACUGACCAACUAGCAUUAAUAAAUAAACAAGAGCAACUUAUUACUACAUCAGAACUUAUAAUGAAGGCUGCUCUAAAAUCGAAAAAGGGCGCAAUCUUAGAUAAAAAGAAAACUGAUGAAGAGGAAAAUUUGAAAGAUGUAAUCCGUUCAACGACAGCAGAGACAAUACGUGGAGUUUAUAACAUACCCAUUUCAUUCUAUGCAAGCGAGGAAAGUAUACAGCGUAUUUCGACAUCAGUUGGCUCAGUGGUAACAGAAAGUAAUUUUAUUUGCUUAGAGCUUGAAGGAAUAGCGCAAGAUGAAGCAGUUGUUGGAGAAAAUAUCACAAUUUUGGCAAGUCAACACCCUGCCAUACCACAAGUAGCAAUAGUCAAUAAUUUUCAACUCAUAUUGUUCGAUGGUGAAGGUAAUGCUAAUACAUUACCUGUAGCAUACGUUAAUGGUCGGUUUGAGAUCAAGUUCGUCCCACUCGUAGCAACAGAAUAUACGAUAAAGUUACAAUUCAGUAACGGAGAGAUGAGUGAAAGUAUGUUGAAGGUAAAUGUCCGGGCACGAGAGCAUACGGUACUUGAAAUAGGGAACGUUGAAAAUGACAAGAUUAAGUUCCAUCGACCUAACGAUGUAUGCAUUACAUCGGAUGGUUUAUAUGUGGUUGCCGACCGUUUCAACAACAGAGUAGUAAUUUGUAACAGAUUAGGAAAAAUUGAAGGAGAGAUCAAAGCAGUAAAGUGGAAUGGAAAAUCUGAAUGCCGAAUUUAUCCGCAUGGGGUUUCUGCGACUUCUAGUGGUGGUAUUCUUAUUGCAGACCCUGAAAACAAAAUAGUAUUCCUCUGUAACCGUACAGGCCACCUUCAAAAACGUUUUGGUGAAAGCUUGCUACGAUUUCCAACAUCCGUGGCUGUAGGUAAUGAUGGUUCGGUGUAUGUUAUUGACAGCAAGCAUAAUGCAUUGUAUACAUUCAAUGAGGAAGGGAAGAUUUUGAAAAGAAUUCCAAGCGCAGACGAUGAAAUAUUGACUCUGAUGAAUCCACGUUAUGUAUGUGCUUCUGCUACUGGAGAAGCUCUCGUCGCUGAUACUGGCAACGCUCGAAUCUUAGUUCUUGACACAUCGGGGAAAUUGCUCAAUUUUAUAAAAAUUGAAUACAACGACAGAAUCGGUUAUCCAAAUGGAAUUACUGUUGACAAUGAAGGUAUAAUAUACGUUUCUGUAUCUCAAGAAGGAGAAAAUGGCCAUUUAAUUCUUAAGUACAAAAUGACCGGUACUUUGAUUGGUCACGUGGAAUCAGAUUGUUCAAGAUUUGUGCGCGGUAUGUGUAUGGAUUCUUCCUUUCCCGUUAGCGUAUUAUUGGUUGCUGAUUAUACUAACAACUGUAUUAAAGGGAUUUCAGUUGAGAGUUUAAAUGGUGUUUAAAAUAAAAUUUUAAAUUUUCGAAUGUGAAAAUUUGAUUUGAAACUGGGAGUAGCAUAGCAUAAUUGCCUAAAAUGUGUGGUACUUACGGUACCCUACAGUAUGUCCUUAUAAAUCAUGUAGACAUUUUUGCUUCAGUUUCUAUUCAAUCAUCAAGUUAUUUUGUGAAUAUAGCGCAAUUUUGUAAAUAUAGUUUAUGAGUGAGUUGUUUUGUGUACAAAAUGGCCAAAGAAUUCAGUAUACUCUUCUAUUUUGUUUAUUUCAUUUUAAUAUAUUUAUUUUUAUUCAAUAGUAAAAACAAUUUCAAAACAGAAAUGAAAAGGACAGAGACAAAAACCAUAGAGAACAGUGUAAAAAUGAAAUUUCAAGAUGUGAUUUAAAUCAUUGUUGAUGUCGGUUUCCAAAACUGCUUCCAGACAACAUGAUUUACAGUAAAUAACAGCUGGCAGUUAUAUAAUACGCCUCCUGUAUUCUUUUGCCUAGAACCUUAAAUUAGCUACUGGUAAUCAUUUUAAGAUAUAUGUUUUGUAGUAAAAUGUCAAUUAGCGAUUACUAUAAUUGUUUAAUCAGGUUCCGGUUGGAACUUAAUAAUUUAAUAACUAAUUUAACUUUUUUGGUAUGAUACAAUUUGUACAGAUAGAUAAUACCGGUAAUUCAUAAUAAUAAAAGUACAUUAUAAUUUUCAUUUUGUGAAGAGGGAACUCUGCUAAUAAGCCUGCUUUUAGUUGCAGAGCUCUAGCAUAAUAUAAUACAAGCUUUAGAAAAAUCAAUUGAAAUAGUCUUUUCAUAUAAAUAAAAAAAA
Molecule: messenger RNA, 3309 nt
Organism: Anneissia japonica
Lineage: Eukaryota; Metazoa; Echinodermata; Crinoidea; Comatulida; Comatulidae
Product: tripartite motif-containing protein 3-like
Exons: 2
Coding region: 696-2510 (604 amino acids)
Biological process (GO): proteasome-mediated ubiquitin-dependent protein catabolic process; protein polyubiquitination; negative regulation of translation
Molecular function (GO): protein binding; zinc ion binding; translation repressor activity
Source: RefSeq, a predicted model, not a curated record